AUGGUUAUAAAUUUAUUUUGUGAAAUUCGAGAGGAAUAUUUAUAUGCAAAAAUUGGCGAAUUAAAAAAUUUGAAAAGAAUAAAGACAAAUGAUUUAGUAACUAAUUAUUUAAUAUUUUUUUCAUUAUGUGUAAAUAAAAUUGUUGAAAAAAAUGAUGAAUAUAAAACAUUAACAAAUAUAGAAAAGGAAAAAAAAAGAAAGGAAUUAAUAGCAAAUAAUAUAGAAAAUAUUAAAAAAAAAUUAAAAGAAAAAAAAAAAGAAAAUGAAGCAACUAAUUUAAAAAGAGAAGAUAUAAAUUAUCAAAAAACUUUAUAUACACAAAAUGAACAAAACAGUGAUAUAUCAAUCACCUUAAAUAAAUAUGAUAAAUUACAUUUGGAACAAAUUCGUAAUGAUCUUACAUGUAUAUUACACUUUUGUAUAUCUUUAUUAAUUAAAAAUUUGAGAAUAUAUGCAAAAAAUAAAGAAACCAAAAUAUGUGAUACAUAUAAUUUGGUAAUACAAAAAGACAAUAAUGAAGAAAAAAAAAAUAUUGUUAGUUAUGUUGAAUUAAACGAUGAAAAUAGUGAAAAUAGCCAAAAUAGUAAAAAUAGUAAAAAUAGCCAAAAUAGUGAAAGUAGCCAAAAUAGUGAAAAAAAAAAUUUGAAUGAUAUUAUAAUUAACUCUUUUGAACUAAAUUUGCUGUAUAUAUCUUUCUGUUUUUAUAAUAUAUAUUUAUUAAGUAAUAAUGAUAUAUAUUAUUUAUAUGUAAGUCUAAUUUUAUUUUUAAAAAUUUUUGACCAUUUUAAAAAUAAAAAAAUUACUCACAAUAUUUCUAUUAAUAAUAAUAAAAUAUAUAUAAAAUAUGAUUUAUGUGUAGAACAUUUUUUAUUUAAAAUUUGUGAUAAAAUUGGGGUAAUACAAAGAAAGCAAAAAAAUAUUUAUGAUAGUUUAUUUUUUUUAACAUACAGUUUUAUAUUCUAUAAACAUUUAAACAAAAGUAAUAUCAACAAUUUUGAAAAAAAUGAAGAAUGUAAUACAAUUGAUAUGGAAAUAAUAAAUGUUGUUCAAAAUAUAAAUGAUAUAUUUUUACAAUUAAAUUUUUUUACAGUAUCAACUUUUUUUGUUUUAAAAAUCAUUGAUAUGCAUAUGUCUUGUUUGAGAAAUGAAAUAAAAAAUGUUUUAAUUGAAAUAAAUGUAAUAUAUAAAAAUAAGGAUGAUAAAAUAUUAAAAACAAUUAAUAAUAAAAAUAAUAAAUCUUAUUUUUUGGAUAGUGAAGAAAACCAAAAUACUAUUUUUUAUAUUUUAAAUGGUAAUGUAAUGUUAAAUAAAAAAAAAAAUGAAUCAAUAUCUUUUGAUGAAAAAUUAAAAAAAAUAAUAGAUAUGUGUAUUUCAAUUUUUAAUAAUAUUGUCGAAUGUAGUUAUAUAUUCUUAGAUUUACAUUUGUUAUCGAUAUAUGAACAUUUAAUUAAUGUAUCUUUUUGUAUGAUUAAAGAUGUUUAUAAAUUAUUUCAUAUAUUAAAAAAAGAAAAAGAAAAAAAUAUAAUAGUAGAAUAUAAAUAUAUGAUUUAUCGAAAUUUUUUAGAAAUGUAUAUCAUAUAUUUAAAAUAUAAUUAUUUGAACUAUUCUCAAACAACUUGUACAUCAAUAGAUACAUAUAAGCAUGUAAAUUAUAUACAUAAAAAAAAAGACCAAAUUCAAAAUUAUAUUUUUUCCUUAUUAAAAACGUGUCCUAAUGAUAAAAAAGAAAUAAAUAAUUUAGAAUUUCAAGAUAAUACAAAAAAUGUAGAUAUAAAAAAAGUUACAACCGAAACUUGUUUUGAUAAUGAUAAUGAUAAUAAUAAUGAUAAUGAUAAUGAUAAUAAUAAUAAUAAUAAUAAUAAUAAUAAUAAUAAUAAUAAUGAUAAAAUUUUAAUUUAUGAUCAUAUUCAACAAAUAGAGAAAAAUGUAACAUGCUUGGAAAAUGUUAUACACAUAAAUACUGAGGAAAUAAAUAAAGAGAUACAAUCAUGUCUAUUUUCUGAAAAACAUUUUCAAAAACGAAACAAAUAUGAUUUCGAUAUAAUUCCUUUUAUUAUAUCAGAUGAAAAUAUUAUAUAUAAAUUUAUAUGUGAACAAAUUUUAAAGAAAAAUAAUUUAAAUUUUGAAAAGGAUGAAAAUAAAUAUCAUGAUUUUGAAUUUUCGGAUUUAUAUGAACAAAUGUCCUUUUCAAAAACGUUUUGCGAAAAUGUAAAAGAACUUGACGAAAUAACGGAGGAAAUAUUUCAUUUGAUAAAAAAUGACCAAAUUAGCAGAGAUGAAAAAAGAAGAAGCGAACAAAAUAAAUCGCCUAUUGUUCCGUCCACAUUUAUUAACAUCGAUACAAAAUAUGUAGAAGAAUUUUUGAACAUUUUUCAGUUUAACGAAAUUAAAUUAAAUGAUUUAAAACUUGAUGUGUGCAAUUUUGGUAAUUCAGAAUAUAACAAUUUGGCUAUUAAUAAAAUGAAAAAUAAUUAUAAAAAAUUCACAAAGCAUAGGAAUAAUCGAGAAUAUGACAAUCUUCUAUCAUUAUCAUUUUUACAAAAUAAAAAUAUAGAUGGAAAAAAAAAACAAGGACAAAACAAUUGGAUAGAUUAUUCUGAUGAUAUACAUUAUUUAUGCUAUAACCAUAAAGAAAUCGAAUUUUUAUUUAAAAAAAUUAAAAAAUAUAUAAAAAAUUGUUUCGAAUAUUACUCUUUAUUUAAUCAAACAACUUUACAUUUAGACAUUUUAAUAAAUUCAAGUGAAGCUUAUUUUUAUUAUAAUUUUUUUACAAAAUCAUUUGAUGAAUGUAUAAAAAAUUAUAUGGACAUUUUAUAUUCAUUUAGUUAUCCAUUAAAAUAUAUAGAACAUAAACAAUAUUUAUUUUAUAAAAGAGAUCUAGCUUUAAAAUGUGCUUUACUACUAAAAGACGUUUAUAUAUGUAAAAAAUGGAAUAUAAUUAUUGAUAAUAUUUAUUUCAAUUCAGAUAAUAAGGAUAAUAAAAAUUUAAAUUUUGAUGAUAAUAUUUCGGGUAAUUUAACAAAAGACCAAAAACAAAUAAUAUUACAAGUAAUACAAUAUUAUUAUUUUUUUUUAAAAACUUAUGAAAUUGAGAAAGAAACAACAAAUGAAAUUAUUUUUGAAAAUGAUGAUGAAAAAAAAUCAUAUUUUGAUAUUUAUUUUUAUGUGUGUAAAACAUUAUCAACAGUAGAAGAUAAAAAUUUUAUAACUCAAGCAAUAAAUAAUUAUCAAUAUUUGCUAAAUUAUUCUUUAAAAAAUAAAAUGUAUCAUGAUGAACAAUACAAUGAAUAUAUGAAAAAUUUUUGCAAAAAAUCUAUUUAUAUGUUGGGAAUUAAAUUAAAUGAAAUUGCUUGA
Plasmodium yoelii is the source of this 3354-nucleotide messenger RNA. Its product is annotated as conserved Plasmodium protein, unknown function. NCBI's taxonomy places the organism in Eukaryota, Apicomplexa, Aconoidasida, Haemosporida, Plasmodiidae. The transcript has a single exon. Bases 1 to 3354 code for a protein of 1117 amino acids. The record is from RefSeq and is a predicted model, not a curated record.